Vespula vulgaris is the source of this 6818-nucleotide messenger RNA. RefSeq names its product insulin receptor substrate 1 (gene chico). Gene Ontology annotation, molecular function: phosphatidylinositol 3-kinase binding; insulin receptor binding. NCBI's taxonomy places the organism in Eukaryota, Metazoa, Arthropoda, Insecta, Hymenoptera, Vespidae. The transcript has 10 exons. Gene Ontology annotation, cellular component: cytosol; plasma membrane. Gene Ontology annotation, biological process: insulin receptor signaling pathway. The record is from RefSeq and is a predicted model, not a curated record. Bases 2739 to 6419 code for a protein of 1226 amino acids.
GAUGGAUACGAGUGAGCACACCGUCUUUUCUCAGGCGUGUCGUUGACGAGUGCCUAGCAAACACGAGCUUCCGCGUCGCAAAAAACGAUUGGCAACGAGGACGAUAUCAAUUUCGUGCCUAUCUUUCUCAUACAUUGUAUAUUCCUAGCUACGUCGACGGAUAUUGUUGCAGUGUCACGUUCGUAUGGUUCUUCGGUGAUACGACAUUAGCGUGGGUUACGACUGUUUUGAGUGACGCGAUAUUUGUGUUCUCGUCGUGCGAGACUGCGCGGAGUGCGAGGAAAAGGUACAAAGUAGUGGGGAGAGGAAGAGAGAGAAAGAGAGGAAGAGCAAUAAGAGGAGAAACAGAUUCUUACCUCGUUGAGACAGUAGGGUAAAGGGAGAGGGAGAGAAGAGGAGGGAGGUACGUGUAUCUGCUGCGUAUAUUCAUCACGACGCCUUUACGUUUUCUUUUUCGCGAUCGAACGUGGCCCCCCCGUGAUCGCGACGUAACGUUUUUUUCAUUGCUGAUCGCAUAGUGUGAUUCGUGAUCUUCGAAAAAAAGAAACAGCAUAAGUGAGAGAGACAAGGACGUAAAUAAAAAGAGAAGACCACUUCGAGCACGACACGAGGAUAAGGAUAGAAGCAACGACAGUAGUGGCGGCGGUUUUGUUUUGACGUCGAUCGUACGGUAUUGCGCGUGAAAGAAUAUCGGCGCUGCCCUUGGCAGUAGCCUAUUUGCUCGCACGAGAGCGAGCUGCAUUUGUAACACGCCAGCCAGUCAGGCAGUCGGGCAACGAUAAGAGGGGUUCAACCACCCACUUGCGUGUGUCGUCGCGUCAUCUCUCCCUCUCUCGUUCAUUUUCCUCUACUCUUUCUUUCUCUCUCUUUUUCUUUUUCCCUUUCUCUCUCUCUCUCUCUCUCUCUUUCUCUCUCUUUCUAUCUCUCUCUCUCUCUCUCUCUUUCUCUCUCACGCGUGCGUGUAAUGUAGCUCUUCUCUCUUACUAUCCGUCUCUUUUCCGUGUACACCGCGGUAAACUCGGCGCGCAUGUGUAUGCGUUUGUCGCGUCGAUGCAACACCGAGUCUUCGUUCCGUCUCUCUUUCUCUCUGUUUCUUUCUCUUUUACAUCCUCGUACAUAGGCGCGCUCGUUCGCUCGUUCGCUCGCGCGAGAGAAAAAGAGAGAGAGAUAAAGAGAGAGGGAUGGCGCGCGAUCAAAGGCUCACGCAGUAAAUCGUGCGUUCGCGCGAUAAACAGGUGUAGAAUUCCUAUGGUAAGAAGCUACCUUGUGGUUGCGCUUUAUUAACAGAGACAACAAGAAGGAAAGUGAAAAAGUAAAAAAGAAGAAAACAGUAAGGAAGAUAAAAAGGAAGGAAGGAAAGGAAGAAAGAAAGAAAGAAAGAAAGAAAGAAAGGACGACGGCCUUUUGUAGGCGGCGCAUGAAUACCUCGUAGAGUGUCGUCGACCCGUAACCUCCUGCGUUCCAAGAUAGCAUGCUGAUUCUUUGGAAUAUUUUCAUUAAAACUUCAUGUUGUCACCUGACAGGUGGACUUUGGUGACAUCGAGGACGAUAGAACGAAGAAGAGAGAGAUACGGUCGUUGAUUCGUGGCUCGACGUAUAUAAAGACGUAUGUUGAAAGGCAUCGUACCCUAACCUCUCUCUUGCCUGAGUAAGAGGGAGGGUGGGUGCCAGAAGGCGACGGACGAAGUGUUGUCUUCUUCCGUAGUGUCGAGCAGAGUCGUGUCGAUCGUAAACUAAGUUUGCGGAAGGCGCUGGAAGGAAUGGUGGGAUUGCAAGGGGAGGGGGAGCUCUGGAUGGAACGCCCUUAGCGCGCGUUGCGAGUGCACAUGCACCGCGCUGCCGUGCGGCGUGCAUUCGCUUAUUUACCAUUGACACGUGCUUCCUACUAUACAUCGACGAUGUUUCGCGUGGACUUCUUUCCAAACAUUUGAUUGCGUUCUUUCGAAGAAGACAGGAAAGAUUAGUGUACGUGUAUAUAUGUACAUAUGGGUGACUGUAUAAAAUCAGUGUAGAACUGUACCAAGAGAAAAGUGUGUGAAGUUGUAACGAAGGAGGUGAAAGGUGGAGGGGAGGUUAUACGAAGAGAAAGAAAGAGAGAGAGAGAGAGAGAGAGAGAGAAAGCGAGAAAAGAAAUCACGCGCGACACGAGCUCAAUCGACGCGCGAUAAUAUCGACAGUGCGCGUCAUGCUCGAGAGAACGAUUUGGCAGAUCCUCCUACUUUUAAUCGUUACGUUUAGAUCGCGAAACGACGAUUCAAGAAACGACGAAAACACAAAAAGAAACAACGAGGACGACGUUUUCUUACUAGACAACUUUGUGAUCGUUGACGUAGAAGAAUCGAAGGCGGAGAGCGUUUCCACCUGACGCCUGUACUAGGGUGGGAACACUUGCUCUCUCUCUCUCUCGUUUGCUCUCGAUAAUUUCGCCUUGAUCCUUAACAGCAAAGUGCACCGCCGAGCGCAUUGCCGAGCGCACGAUGGACUUCCGCGCGAGCUACGAGUAUCGAAGCGCGCGGCACGUUCGAGCCACACGUUCGUUCGAAAGUAAAAUGUAAGGGGGAGAAAGAGAGAGAGAGAGAGAAAGAGAGAGUGAAAGAGAGAGAGAGUGUGAGGGAGAGAGAGAGAGUGUGUGAGGGAGAGAGAGAGAGAGAGAGAGUGAUAUUUACGCGCGACAGGGGAACCCGUCGCCGACUUCUUGGUUUCUCGCAAGGACGGCUUUUCCGAUCGUGAUCGAGGCAAUGUCUUCGGGCAACAGAGGUUUGGUCUCCCCCUCAGGUGGGCCAAUUGUAUGCUGCGGACAUUUGAAAAAGCUGAAAACCUUGAAGAAGAAGUAUUUUAUCUUGAGGGGCGAGGCACCGGGAUAUCCCGCUUGUUUGGAAUAUUAUGACAGCAAGAAGAAGUUCGAAAGCAAGCAGUCGCCUAAACGCAGCAUCCUGCUGCACAGCUGCUUCAAUAUCAACAAGCGCGUCGACACGAAGCACAAGCACGUCAUAGCGUUGUACACGAAGGACGAAUGCUUUUGUUUGAUUCUCGACAACGAAAAGGAACUGAAUGAGUGGUUAAAAGCAAUGCUGCUCCUCCAGAGCGGCGAUGUUCCCGACGGAGAACAGCCUCGCCCCACGUUCGAACAUGUGUGGCAAGUUACUAUGCAGAAGAAAGGACUUGGAGAACGAAAAAAUAUCAAUGGACCGUAUAGGUUAUGUCUCACAGAUCGCACUCUAAGUCUAGUAAAAAUUGGAGCCCAAGGCAACUCCGAUUCCAUUGAAUUCUCUUUAAUCUGCAUCAGGCGGUGCGGUUAUAUGGAACGCAUCUUUUAUAUGGAAGUUGGUCGAUCCGCAGUGACGGGAGGUGGUGAAUUUUGGAUGGAAGCUGAAGAUAAUAACAUUGCGCACAAUAUGCAUGCUGCAAUAUUAAAUGCAAUGAGUAAUUCCAAUACCUGUAAAGACGAGGUUGGGCCUCGUCAAAGGAUGCGUAGUUCCUCUGCAAACGAAGCUAGUAAACCCAUCUCUGUGCUUCAACGACGGCAUACAGGGCAAAAACUUCAUAGCUUCUCGCCUCUAGAGGAACAAAGGACGUGCAAGGAACAGGUGGAUCCGUUGCAGGAACAGACCACUACUGCCUCUGCCCCCGCACAGUGUAGUCAAUCUCAGAGUACUUCUUCCAAUACAUUCACGGCCGUUGCCGGUACCGGGGCUGGGACUGCUGGGAUUGCCUCGAUUAAUGUCAACUGUGCCACUGCUACUAGACGUCGUCAUUCGGUAGCAAGUCAUCCCCAUUCCGUCAAUAAUUCCCAAUCCGCUCAUGUCACAACAAGUACAACUACUACAACGACAACCAUCACCAUUACAACGACCGCCACCGCAACCACUACAACCACAACCGCAAUAAUAUCCCAUCAGAGAACCCUGUCGCUGCCCUUAGCUGCUGUUAUUAUCAAUCAAACGCAAUCAUCCAAAAGAUCUGUUUUACGCUGUACCACCGGACGUGACAGAUGCGACAGUUUGCCAUCAAGAGCUCGGACAACGAGCGAAUGUCAUCCAGGCACGGUUGUUUUGAGUCAUCCUAGAAGUUCUCAUUUCAUAUCUCACGUACCAAGACCUCACUCUAUGUAUGGACGAGGUCUAUCUUAUUCUCCGCCAGUUUCUUCGAUGCCGAUCAGUCCAGCCUCAGGAGCAUGCUCGACCGAUUCAGCUGGGUCUUCUCUUUCUAUGGAGGAUGGUGGUGAAAAUAUCUUAGAAGAAGGUACCGGUUCGAGAUACGGUCAUUCUUUGACUCCUGACGAGCCGGUUAUUUUAGAAGAGAAUGGUGACGAUUAUGCUCCGUGGUCUACGACGCAUUCGCACCAUAAAUACUCGUCAAACUUUAAAUCUCAUUCUCCAUCACAGAGUUCCUAUGUAGAAAUGUAUAGUCCUUGUGGUUCGAGUCCUGGACGUAGUGCAGCUUACAUGCCGAUGAGUCCAGCGACGACAGCUCAUUCCCAUUCUCGUGCAUCGUCUCUCGUGGAGGAGACAAAUGUUUUACCUGAUGGUUAUGUUCCAAUGGCGCGUGUUGGCGAUGAUGGUUAUGUAGAUAUGGAUCCAUCGACCAGUCAUAAUGGUCAUUUCCCAGAUGACAUGUCACAACACGGUGGUAGCAGUUGCUCCGUAACUUCCGGCACACCUAGUACAGAUUUACGUUUCUCCGAAUAUCACUUAGAUAAAGUAACCAGCUUCCUUGCACCAGGGGAAGAUCUGCAAGCUAGACCAACUAGGGCAUAUUCAGUUGGAUCUAGACCAGAACCGACUAAUAAGCAUCGUAAAAAUAGAUUAGAUAUUACUCAGCAGGAAGCAAGUAGAGUGAGAGCAUUCUCUGUAGGCAGUCGUUCAAAGAGACCCGAACUUUGCAGAUUAGCUAAUAUAGUUACGACUCCUUUGCCAUCUAGUUCGGAUAAUUCCAAUUCAAAUAAAUCAAAUUCAGCACCCUUAUUAUCCAGUUCUUGGGGUCAUAAUUCUGGUUGUUCUGGUGCCUCCGAGCGAAUGGAAGAUCUUAUGGAGUUAGACUUUACGAGACAAAGCGUUCCAGCUACUCUUUCUUCUCCCCCUUCUUCUUAUUCACAGUCACAAUCACAAUCACAAUCAUAUUCUACUGCCACCACCGAUACUAGUUCCUACGUCGAUAUGUCUCCUGGACAACCGCCUACAUCGACCACUGCCUCGUACGUCGACAUGAGCGGCUUAAAUAAGAUCAAUCGUAAUAAUAACAAUAAUUCUAUCACUGCCAAUCAGAACCAUAGUCACAUUCAUGUAUCAUCUUCGGCUUCUACACACAAACCCGUCAUCACGACCUUAAAACCGGUGGAAGAAGCAGAGGGUUUAUAUAUGAAAAUGGACGGUAAUAUGGAGGAUUGGUCACUAUCAGGCGCAAGUCCCAAACAAAUUCCAUCUCCUAUGCAGGAAGACUGCAUUCAAACGAACGGUCCACCAGGCGGUGCAAGAACAGCUCCUGUUGAUUUACCUCAGCCUAGACGACCUCCUGAAGGAUACGUAGAAAUGUCUUUUAAGGCUAGGCCAAGUUUAGAACAAGAUUAUAUUAAUAUAAGUAUGGGCAUGAUUGGACGGAACAACCGAAGAGUACGGGUCAAUAGUCGCAAGGAAAAAUCACGUUCUCAGCCAAUCGCCAUUCAAGCUGGAAGUAAACCGUCAAAAACUCCCAGUUUCUUACCUCUUAAUGGCAGCCCAACAUCGGAAAGUCUAGCGAGUACACCAGCUUCUCCUCCACGCGCUACGCCUACUGGCUCAUCGGCUACUAUUUUUCCCUUUUCUUUGAAUAGUCCUCAAUCUCCUAUAAAACCAUUUACGCAAAAACCUGAUGACUCUUCAAGGAUGGAUAUGAAUGACUCGAAGAAUAAUGAUUAUGAUACGACGAUUGAUAAUACGAUGAAAAAAGUUAACAACGUUAAUACUGUUUCGAUGGCGGAUACAAAUAAUUCACUAUCAAAAAUCAUUAACGACGAACCACCUAGUCCUAGCACAGAUCCAACACGGAUUAUAUCAAACUCGUUAUCAUCACAAGAAUGCUCGUUGAGCUCAUUAACAAAAAAAUUUGCCGAUCUUACGGUAUCGAAGCCACGAUUAGUUACUGCGUCACCUAAUACUAGUCCGACGUUAUCAAGUUUUAAAACUGCUGUGUUGCAACAAAAAUCAUCAUCGCCAAAAUUCAUUGACGAAACGCCGAUACAAACGCCCACGUCUACUCCAACUCCCACGCCUAGUCCUCUGGAUAAUGAGGGUUACGAGAAACUACAACCUGGUGCAACUGUUUUGCAUUAUGCUAGCUUGGAUCUACCAGAACUUGCUAACGUGGCACCCGUAUCGCCCGCAUCUGUUCAGGAAGGUUUCAGUUAUGCCGAGAUUGACUUUACAAAACUGAAACAAAAUUAAUGCAACUUUCAUGACCAGAAGCAUGCCGUUGUAUUUUACAAUAUUUACAUCAGAGCUCUGCGUGUUCGCGAUUCUAAUAGUAAGCAGACAGUAUCUUUGACGGUUCUACCGUCAAAUUCUAUCCUAUAUUAGUUCGAUGAAAGUAAUUGAAUUCAUGCAAGGUUCCGGGUACCAGCUGUAUAUAAUUUAUUUCUUUUAUCCCAGCCUGAGAUAUAAUUGUUUAUCAGCUUUCGUAAAGCGUCUAGGAUUUCUUUUUUUCUUUUUCUUUUUUCUUUCUCUCUCUCUCUCUCUCUCUCUUUUUUUUUUUUAUUACUCGCACUUAUAAUUCUGGUAAAGCAUUUGGACGUCGUUAUUGUAUGAGAAGAUCUUUAUUCGUAUUAUUUUUAUGAAAAAAACAAA